CAUGCUGCGUUGUGGGUAAACGGUGACUGGCUGACUGAUUUAUAAAUAAUAAUGAGUAGUUAUUUAUGAUGCAAGGUGAUUUGUAAAUUAGUCAGUCAGCAGUCAGCAGCCACCUGCACUGUCGGCUGCAAUGUCGAACGAGCCCAAUUCCAAACCAAUCAGGUGUUCGACGAAAUGAUUCUUCAGACGUCGUUGAUCACGUGCUGAUGAUAAAGUGACACUCCUUUGAAUUAUACCGCUUAGCGACUUCAGUACAUGCCUCAUAGCUCCAGUCUCAAACUUAACCCCGUUCCUGCUGAAGAAGAGAAGAUCUGCUGGAUGGAGAAAGAAGCUCUCGUGAAAGAGGGGGAGGAGGAAGAGGAGGCUGUUAUACAAAAACAAGUAGAAAAUGAGGCUGUUACCGUGAAAGAAGUAGCGAAAGACGUUACAGAGGAAGAGGAGGACGAAGACGUUUCAGUGAAAGAAGAGGAGGGUGAGAUGACUGUCACAUCGAAAAAUGAAGAGGACGAAACUGGCUAUCUGGUCCCGGUUUCCCAAACGCAUCUUCAGGCAUCCGGUUCUAAAGAUGAACGGAACACUCGAGAGAGACGUGACUAUUGUGGAUCCUCUGGGGGGCCUCAACAACCUCAUGAUGCUGAUGAGGCAGAGCAGAGUCUCUCCACGUCAAAACACCUCAAGAAACACCAGCAGAGACCCACAGGGAAGAAAUCUCACUUCUGCUCUGACUGUGGGAAAGGUUGCACAUCUUCAUCAGAACUUAAAAUACACCAGAGAACACACACAGGAGAGAAAUCUUAUAGCUGUGAUCAAUGUGGGAAGAGAUUUUCAACAUCUAGCCAGCUGACUCUACACCAGAGAACACACACAGGAGAGAAAUCUUAUAGCUGUGAUAAAUGUGGGAAGAGUUUUACUCAGCUAAACAACCUGAUGGUACACCAGCGUACACACACAGGAGAGAAACCUUAUAGCUGUGAUCAAUGUGAGAAGAGUUUUCCUGCAUUUAGCCAGCUGACUUCACACCAGAGAACACACACAGGAGAGAAACCUCAUAGCUGUGAUCAAUGUGACACUCUGAUAAAAGAUCUCUGAUCAAACAUCAGAAAAUACAUGAAGAAGUUGUUUCAUGAUAUCAAUGAAAUGAUGUCACAAUGUAGAAUGUUUUAACAUUGUAGAAGGAGUAUUUUAAUGAUGUUCUACCUUAUCGUUUGCCCUGUUCAAUUGAUUGCAGCAUGAUAUGGAUAUUAGCCUCAAGGGAAAAUCCAGGCUCUGAAUUGAAAGAGUAUUAUUUAACAAAAAGUGACAAACAAAAAAAAGAGCUGUGUUACACUUACUGCGUUGGUGACCCACUUUAAUCAAAAUGCAGCACUUCAAAAUGUAGCUAGCUGUUUUCUACAAGUUGAAAAAGCUGCUUGUUUAAGAAAAUACAUGUAAUAUGAUCAUUGUUGCAGAUGUUUGUGUAUAUACACACAUGAAAGCAGUAUAAUAAAUUGGUCUAUAAUCAAUUUUAUUAACAAUCUGACAUCACUCCAGUAUUUCUUGACAACAAUCAAAUGCUAAUUGUCUUUAUUCCACUACUGAAGAAGCAUGACUCAAAUCACCUCAUACUUCAAACAUUCAGCCUGACAAAAGAUACAUGUUUUAUUAUUCCAUGCCUCACCAUUAAGUAAUUAUUGCCAAUACAUAUUAACAAAGGGGUGUACAUUUGGUUUUGAUAUUUCAUAUUUACAAUUAUGUAACUUUUUGUAAUCAUAAUUAUUUAUGCAACCAGCUGACCAUUUUUGGGUACAAUUAUAUUGACAAUGUUGCCCUGCUUUUAGAAUAUCAGGGUUCAUUCUCAGAUGUGCUAACCCAAAUGCAUGACAUUGGGGACUGGGCCCCGAUCAAACAACAUGCCUAUCGAGUGAACCCUGAAAAGAGAAAGAGAAGUUAGGUGGAAAGUUACUACGGAUAUUGCAGGAGUUGGUUGCUGAUUGUCUCAAGGGUGGGCAGUCAAUAAGUUUUGCGUUUAGCCAGUGCGUUGCCAUAGAUCACUAUUUAUUUUGACUGCACGUUUUUCCGUAUUGGAGACAAGUUUUUUGGGGGCUCGUUCCAAGGGGACGAGAGUUCUAGAAGCUAGUGGGUUUUAGGAUUCUUUUGAAAGAAAAAGGAUUUAAAAAAUAAUACUAUUGUAUAUUAUUAUUUAGAAAUGUGUUUAUUCUUGUUUUUAAUUGUUGACAGCCAGUAGACACCAUGUUUAUAUUGUAGAAGCAUUGUAGUUGAUUAUGUGAAAUGAAGUUAUUUUCUGUUGGUGGUGAGCAAACAUGUCCAACAAAAAUUUAGGAUAUAUUUGUUGUCUAAAGGGGGAAGGUGUUACAGGCUUUGGUUUUUCCAUUUAUGUUUUGAGGUUGGAUUUCAGCACGUCUAGCUCGUUAGCACGUAGGACGCACUGAUUGGUGUCACCUUGUUAGUCAGUAUGUGUUACACCUGUGCUGGCUUGUCCAUCUCGUUAGUGGGAAGGUGUUUCACCUGAGCUGGUCCAGUUUCUUUUUAAGAGUGUCUGGCCCAGUGCUCCAGUUGUCUUGAUAGAUGUGGAGAGUCAACACCUUUAGUUGCUCCACCUUUUCUGUUUGCUUCCUGUCUUUAAGUUUGGUGUGGGUUUAUCUUGGGCAGAUUUAGUGGGUCUCAUGGUGGGUGUCUUUUAGGUCCCAGUUGUUGUUACUAGUCAACUUCCAGUGGACACCCCCAUAGUGUAUUUCAGAGCCCCUCCUAAAAAACAAGCCUAUAUUUUUGGUUGGAUAUUGCAUCUAAUCAAUGGAAUUUCCUUAAUGUUCAUUAGUCUUUCAGUUGUCAGCCUUCUGUUUUUUAUCCUCAUACUAAAUAUUUAUUUUCAUAGUUUUUUCCUGUGAAACCAUUGAGUUGCAUCCAUGUUUUAAAUGUGCUGUAUAAAUAAAGCUUGAUUUGAUUUGAACAAA
This is a messenger RNA of Salvelinus fontinalis (brook trout), 2951 nucleotides long. Its product is annotated as zinc finger protein 22-like. Gene Ontology annotation, molecular function: DNA-binding transcription factor activity; RNA polymerase II cis-regulatory region sequence-specific DNA binding. The record is from RefSeq and is a predicted model, not a curated record. Gene Ontology annotation, biological process: regulation of transcription by RNA polymerase II. The transcript has 2 exons. Lineage: Eukaryota; Metazoa; Chordata; Actinopteri; Salmoniformes; Salmonidae. The coding region runs from base 256 to 1089 and encodes 277 amino acids.